Messenger RNA from Eufriesea mexicana, 1333 nucleotides. RefSeq names its product probable dimethyladenosine transferase. The coding region runs from base 1 to 921 and encodes 306 amino acids. Gene Ontology annotation, biological process: rRNA methylation. The transcript has 5 exons. The record is from RefSeq and is a predicted model, not a curated record. Gene Ontology annotation, molecular function: rRNA (adenine-N6,N6-)-dimethyltransferase activity. Gene Ontology annotation, cellular component: nucleolus. Lineage: Eukaryota; Metazoa; Arthropoda; Insecta; Hymenoptera; Apidae.
AUGCCGAAAGUACGUAUACAAAAAACAACUCAUAUUCAUAAAGAAAUUGCAAAACAAGGAAUUUUAUUUAAUACGGAUAUUGGACAGCAUAUUUUAAAAAAUCCCCUCAUUAUUCAAAGUAUGGUGGAAAAAGCAGCAGUUAGACCUACAGAUGUUGUAUUAGAAAUAGGUCCAGGAACUGGUAAUAUGACAGUAAAAUUAUUGGAUAAAAGUAAAAAAGUAAUAGCAUGUGAAUUAGAUACUCGAAUGGUAGCUGAAUUACAAAAACGUGUACAAGGUACACCUUACCAGGCAAAAUUGCAAAUUAUGAUAGGUGAUAUUCUGAAAACAGACUUACCAUUCUUUGACUUAUGCGUUGCUAAUAUACCAUAUAAAAUAUCAUCACCUUUAGUAUUUAAAUUACUUUUACACAGACCAUUGUUCAGGUGUGCUGUACUUAUGUUUCAAAGAGAAUUUGCUGAACGGUUGGUUGCAAAGCCAGGAGAUAAAUUAUAUUGUCGUCUAAGCAUAAAUACUCAGUUAUUAGCACGUGUAGACCUGCUUAUGAAAGUAGGAAAAAAUAAUUUUAGACCACCACCAAAAGUGGAAUCAAAUGUAGUUAGAAUAGAACCACGUAAUCCUCCACCUCCAAUUAAUUAUCAAGAAUGGGAUGGUUUAACACGAAUUGCAUUUGUUAGAAAAAAUAAAACACUCUCAGCGGCAUUUAAGCAAACUACAGUUUUAACAAUGUUGGAAAAAAAUUAUAAACUUCAUUGUAGUUUGAAUAAUAAGGUCGUCGAAGAGGGAUUUAAUAUAAAGAAAUUGGUAAUUGAUAUUUUACAAAAAACAGAUGCUGAAAAUAAACGUGCAAGAACUAUGGAUAUAGAUGAUUUUAUCAGACUUUUACAUGCAUUUAACGCACAAGGAGUGCAUUUUACAUAAUUCAAAUUAUGAACAACAUAAAAAAAUUGUAUAGUACAUAAAGAAAAAUAUAAAGUGUGUGUGAGUUAUCUCAGAGCACACAAAACUCGAAAAAUACAUAUAAUUCAGCAAAAUGUUUCAGGCAAAUGUUGUGAGGUAGUAAUAGUUAUAUGUGCUGCCAAUACUUGCUUGACCAUAUAGUAACUUUGGAUAACCCUAUAAAGAUCAUGCAGAAUUUUUUAAAUCGAAACCCACAUUUUUUAAUUACAUAUUCUUGUAGUUAAUAUGAAGUUUCUUUCAAAACAGUAUUUAUGGUCGAUAAAUUUAAGGUGUCCUACUUCAAAAACGACAUAUGCAAAAUAUAUGUCUAGGAGGUACUUUCUAAAGAUUUUGAUAUCAGCUACAAAAAUAUGUAAUAAAAAAUGUAGGUUCC